GCUCAUCCAGAAAAAAAAAUUUGAUGCGCACUUUUAUUUUCUUCCAUUUGUUAAAUGUUUGAGAAAAAAAAACAAACCCGGAAAAUCGAAACAAUUUCAGAUUCUUUGGAUCCAUCAACAACAAGUGUUAAAACAACAACAACAAGGAUGGCCGAUUAUAUUUCAUUAAAAUCAUCAGAUAAAUCUGAUGUUGAUCAAUUGGAUUCACCAUCAAUAAUGACCGAUAGCGGUAAUCAUGAAUUUAAUGAUUUUAAAAGUUCAGAAUCAUUGGUUACAUUUAACAAAACCAAAAUGAUUUAUUCAUUCAAUGAUGAAUUGUGGGCACAUUUUUCCGUAUUUUUGUCAUCAUAUAAAAUGUCUGAUGAGGAUCAUGUUGGUAUUUGUCGAUUGCCCGACGAUACUUUUAUUGUUUCAAAAUUAAUUCGUGACUGUGAAGUGGAUGCUGAACUGGAAAAUUUGGAUGAUAUCGGUCUUUUGGACGAUGAUAAAAUUAUUGCUAAAAAAACUUGUUUCAAUCCAAAAGAUUUACAAAUGGAUAAUAAUAAGAAGCCAGUAUAUUUUCAAUUCUGCUAUCAAAAUGUUAAUGGUGAUAUAUUGGGUAAAUCUACACCAUUCCAGAUUAAAGAUUUGGCCGAAAUGCAAAGUUCAUCAAUGUCACCACCGCAAAUGAUUGAAAGUACAGCCACUACAAGUGGUGUUGAUCGUCCAGAUGAAGAGGAUUUCAUUGUGGUUCGAUCACAAGAAAGUUUUCUCAAAGAAAGAAUCGAGCAUUUGACCAAAUCAAACAAUUUACUUCAAUAUCUUAUCCGUAAUAUGGAAAAAGAUAUUGUUGACAAAGAAAAUGAAAACAAAGAAUUGAAUUUGCGAUUAAAUUCGACCGUAGAAGAAUUGCAAAAAAUCAAAAAAGCACAUGCUAAUUCGGUGGAAGAAUUAGAAUAUAUUAGCCAUCAAAGAGUUGAUCUUGAUACUGCUAAAUCACAAUUGGAGGAAACAUUAAGAACUGAACGAGAACUUCGACGAAGAUUGGAAAAAGAAUUAUCCGAGAUGCAAAUCACAUAUAAAGACUAUGAUAAAGAUUUGAAAGAAUCACGUGAAAAUGUCGAUCAAUUGCAGGCAAUUUUGUUGCAGAAAGAGGAUGACAUUUCAUUAGCACAAGAUAUGGUAGCCAAUCUUCGUAAAGCAAACACUGAAUUGCUUACUAAAGUAAAUUCGUUGGAAGAUGAUCUGGAAAGUACCAAAUCAACUUUGGCCAAAACAUUGGAUGAACGACGUGCAUUGAUGGAUGAACGUUCGAAUUGGCAAACAUCAAUGAAAACAUAUGAUGAAUCGAAAAAUUAUCUUAUACAACGUGUUGAAGAAUUGGAAAAAAAUCGCGAAAAACAAUCAGCAGAGAUUAAAUCAUUGGAAGAAGAAUUACGUCAAUCGAUUUCGAAUCUAAAAAAUAUCAAUUCCAAAUCUGAAAAAGAGCAAUCAUAUAAUCAGAAAAAAGAACAAGAUCUGAUUAUAAAGAUUGAUAAACUUAAUGCUGAUUACAUUGAAAUGCGUGCUCGUUUAGAACAAGCAAAAGUUGAAUAUGGUAAUUUGUUUGUGAAAUAUCAAAAUUUACAAAAGAAACAUGAACAUGUUAGUUCAAAACGAGAUAAAUCCAGUACAAUGUACCCAAAAUUACCAUCAAGCGAUUCAUUUCGUAGUAAUUCUUUUUCUAAUGCUGAUAACCUGGUCAUUAUUGAUGAUCCAGUUGAUCGUAUUCUCAACGAAAUGGAUUCGGCUGCCCAAAAUCUGGUCAAUACGACUGCAAAUGUGCCAUCAUUUGAAGAGGUUAAUGAAAUUCCAAUACAAUCAUCAUCUGCCGAACAACAAACAAUGGUAAAAACAUUGGCUACCGAACCAUCGGCACCACAGCAACAAAAUCGACCACAACAAAAGGAUAAUGAUGAUAAUGAUUCAAUUCGUGUACGAAGCAUUAUCGAUAUGCCAUGUACAAUGUGUGAAGAGGUGAUUCGAUGUAAACAAACCGAUGAAAGUGGACAAAUGAAAGAAAUGAUUGAACAUUUUGAAAAUGUACACAAACAAAAAAUGUGUCCAGUUUGUUCGGUAUUGUUCGAUACACGAUUAUCGAUAUUUAAAUCAUAUUUUUCAACACAUUUACAGAAUCAUUUCAAUCAGAUGAAAUAUCCAUCCACAUCAUCAUCAUCAAAAUGAUCAACGAAUGUGACCCCGAUUAAAAUUAAUGAUGACAAUAUUGUUUC
This is a messenger RNA of Dermatophagoides pteronyssinus (European house dust mite), 2249 nucleotides long. RefSeq lists its product as uncharacterized. The record is from RefSeq and is a predicted model, not a curated record. NCBI's taxonomy places the organism in Eukaryota, Metazoa, Arthropoda, Arachnida, Sarcoptiformes, Pyroglyphidae.